This is a messenger RNA of Bursaphelenchus okinawaensis, 5762 nucleotides long. The record is from the annotation of a GenBank genome assembly. NCBI's taxonomy places the organism in Eukaryota, Metazoa, Nematoda, Chromadorea, Rhabditida, Aphelenchoididae.
AUGGCCGGAUGUGCCGAACUAUUUCACAACGCCUGGGACAUGGACAGUCUGAUACGACUGUUGAAGAGGCCGGACUGUCAACAACUCGCUGCUGUUCUAUUGGCUCAUGCCGGACCCACACCAACUCCAACCGAACUUUAUGUGCCUCGAGGCAGAAUGAACUAUGGAGACUUUAAUUCAGAGUUUGGAGCUAAGUCGAGGUGGGUGGAAACAAAUUUUAUUUUUUAGCGUUUUUUAAUGAUUUUUAAAUGAUUUUUUGAUAGUCAAAAAAAAGUAAAAGAUGAUUUUAUGUUUUAAAGUUUUAAACAGAAUGCCAAAGUUGGCGGUAAAAUUGAUAUUUGAAUUUUUUCCGAAAUUUUUUUGGUGAAAAAUGGGUUUUAAGAUUUAGAAACGUCUUAAAUUUACUUUUUAGCUAAUAAUUCAAUUUUUUGUGUGAUUGUUUUAGCCAUUUGAAACAUAAUGCCAAAGUCGGCGGGAAAACAGUUUUAAAAUUUUUCAGUUUUUUGUAGUAAUACAGUUUAGUAUGUCUUAAAAUUGAUCUGACAAUACUUUUUAUUACUAUUAUUAACUUUUUCGGUAGUUUUAGCUUCUUGAAACAUAAUGCCAAAGUUGGCGGGAAAUUAAAAAUUUGAAUUUUUUUGUAAAAUACGUAUAUUAUUAUAAAAAUCAAGUUUAUAUACUUACUGCUGUUUGAAAAACCGUAUUUUAGUGGUCGUUUAUCAGCAUUCAACUCGGCAAAUGGCUACGCGAAUCGACGGGUCGAUAUUCUCCACAACGUCGCCGAUCCCACAAUGCACACAUGGAGCGACGAGAACUUUACCAUGGUCGAUAUACUGGCCGAGAUGGACUCAUUCGUGGAUUCUGGGUUCUAUCCGCUGUAUGUGAGGGUUGGGAUGACAUUCAUCUUUACAUUACUGGCUGUCAUGGGCAUUGUGGGUAAUAUCAUGGUGAUUACUGUGGUAUUGAAGGUGCCUGGCAUGGUAAGUUUGUUUAAAUCGAUGUUAUUUUUGCUUUGUAAGCAAUGUUUUUGACAUUUACACAAGUUGCUUGAUAUUGUUGAAUUUAAUGGGGUCAUCGUAUAACUUGUCACCCGCAGCCUGCACGGACCUCAAAAGCUCAUAGAGCACUUAGAAAUGAACAAAAAUAAGCAAACAACAAUUUUUAUGCCAUUUCUAGUUGUACAAAAAAAAAUUUUUUUAUUUUUGAUUUUGUAAACAAAGUUCUUGCAGAUAACCCCCACCAACUGUUACCUAACCUCUCUGGCAGCUUCGGAUUGCCUAUUCUUUAUGGCGUCACUGCCGCAGGAGCUGAACAAUCUGCACGGCACGUCGAAACAAUACAUAUUCGGAUCGAUGGGAUGCUCGUUACUAUCGUAUCUUCCAUACCUCGCCAUCAACACGUCCAGUUUGUCAAUCACUGCCUUUACCAUUGAAAGUAGGUUGCUUUGAAAUUGGAAACAAAGUUUUUGCAAUUUUUGGGGUUUGUGAAGAUAGUUUGUGAGAUUCUUAUUAAGACUUUAAGUUUUUGUUUUUUAUAUCGUUUUAAACGUGUUUUUGUCUGAUUCGGCAAGAUAAGCAACGGUGCGCUUGAUUACAAAUCCACGAGGGUUCGAUUCUGCUUGGAUGCAAGAGACAUUUUUGAGCUUUAAAACUUGUUUUCAAUGCAAAAUUUAGUUCGAUUCAUAACGAAUAUGAAAGAAAAUAUCAACUACAAUAUUAUUGAUAAAAUUUUUUUAAAUUAUGUUUGUAAAGAAAGUUUUUGCAAGGCAUUAAAAGAUGCAAAGCUAAGUUUUGGUGGGUUUUUCGGACAUUUUUUGAUGUUUUUAUAAACUCCGAGGUGAUUUAGAAAGGAAUAUUGUCGAAAACAAAGUUCUUGCAUUUUAAAAUGUUUUUGUUAUAUGGUUUGGCUAGUUUGUAGAUAUUAGAGGACGUUUUGACAGUUAAAAGGGGAAAAUAAGGCCAAAUGUAGAGCUUUUAGGCAAACAUUUUGGAUUUUCUUGGUAUUUUAGGUAUCAAACUUGUCGUAAAUUAAUGUUUUUGAGUAGUACAGUAUUAUGUGUUCCUCGAAUUGUCAAUUUAGUGCUUUUUGAACGACGUUAUAUUACCUAAAACAUCAAAUUUUUGCUGAAAUCUUCUUUUUUUCGCAAAAUUUUUAUUUUUUUCGUAAUUUAGGUAACAAAACUUCAAUAAAAUGACUAACUUUACAUCCUUUUAGGAUUUAUAGGCAUUUGCCAUCCCCUAAAAGCCCGCUACAUCUGCACGGUCUCCCGUGCCAAGCUGAUAAUCACCUUGAUCUGGAUCAUAGGUAUCGCCUACAACUCUCCAUGGCUCUACCUAGCCACCGUAAUGACGGAUUCGGAAGGAGAUUACUGUAGUUUUAAGUUGGAACGAUCGAAUUGGACUUACAAGUUGAUAUACGUCAUUGAUUUCUUGUCGUGUUAUCUAAUUCCAAUGAUAUUGUACAUAUUAAUAUACGCCAAGAUCACCUACACUUUGAUGAAAUGCACUGUCAAUUCGAAUCAACAGCAGCACAAUAAUCAGAAAAUGCGUGAGUUUUUGGUUUUUUAAAUGUUGAUUUUGGCAUUUAUUGGGGUUCAAAAUUGAUUUUUGAUAAAAAUUAUAAAAUGUGAUUUUUUUUCAAAUUUUUUUCAAAAAUGUUUAAAUGGAUCUAAAAAAUUGUUAAAAUUGAUGUUUUGGUAACAAAAACCUAUUUUAAAAACGUUUUUUAUUAAGUUUUUAUUAUUUUUUAGUAAAAAAAGCAAACACGACGCUUGCAACUAAAUGUCAAAAAUGGCCCAAAAAUUGAAUUUUAAAUUUUUAUUUUGGGGUUGAAAUCUUCAAAAUAUGAUGGUAGAGUAGUUAAAACUAUUUUUAAGCGGUUUUCGGAGUUUUUUUUUGAUAAAAUUGAAAAUUUUAAAUUUGAAUUUUUGGGGCCAAUGAAGAAUCGUUACCCAGUGCAUUAUAGUUCCCAACGGUGCAUAACCGUUCCCCCAAUUAUUUAUUUUUAUAUUUUAACAUCUUCAAUUUAGAAAUAAAAUUUGAGCGGUGGUGCGUUGGGGAGAGAUACAUAGUAAAGCGUUGGGGAAUGAUAGUAAAGCGUUAGGGAAUGAUAGUAAAGCGUUAGGGAAUGAUAGUAAAGCGUUGGGGAAUGAUAGUAAAGCGUUAGGGAAUGAUAGUAAAGCGUUGGGGAAUGAUAGUAAAGCGUUAGGGAAUGAUAGUAAAGCGUUGGGGAACGGUAGUAAAGCGUUAGGGGAAUGAUAGUAAAGCGUUGGGGAAUGAUAGUAAAGCGUUAGGGAAUGAUAGUAAAGCGUUGGGGAAUGAUAGUAAAGCGUUAGGGAAUGAUAGUAAAGCGUUAGGGAAUGAUAGUAAAGCGUUAGGGAAUGAUAGUAAAGCGUUAGGGAAUGAUAGUAAAGCGUUGGGGAAUGAUAGUAAAGCGUUAGGGAAUGAUAGUAAAGCGUUGGGGAAUGAUAGUAAAGCGUUAGGGAAUGAUAGUAAAGCGUUAGGGAAUGAUAGUAAAGCGUUGGGGAACGGUAGUAAAGCGUUAGGGGAAUGAUAGUAAAGCGUUAGGGAAUGAUAGUAAAGCGUUGGGGAACGGUAGUAAAGCGUUAGGGGAAUGAUAGUAAAGCGUUGGGGAAUGAUAGUAAAGCGUUAGGGAAUGAUAGUAAAGCGUUAGGGAAUGAUAGUAAAGCGUUGGGGAACGGUAGUAAAGCGUUGGGGAACGGUAGUAAAGCGUUAGGGGAAUGAUAGUAAAGCGUUAGGGAAUGAUAGUAAAGCGUUGGGGAACGGUAGUAAAGCGUUGGGGAACGGUAGUAAAGCGUUGGGGAACGGUAGUAAAGCGUUGGGGAACGGUAGUAAAGCGUUAGGGGAAUGAUAGUAAAGCGUUGGGGAACGGUAGUAAAGCGUUGGGGAACGGUAGUAAAGCGUUAGGGGAAUGAUAGUAAAGCGUUGGGGAACGGUAGUAAAGCGUUGGGGAACGGUAGUAAAGCGUUAGGGGAAUGAUAGUAAAGCGUUGGGGAACGGUAGUAAAGCGUUAGGGGAAUGAUAGUAAAGCGUUGGGGAACGGUAGUAAAGCGUUAGGGGAAUGAUAGUAAAGCGUUGGGGAACGGUAGUAAAGUGUUUGCGAAUAAUAGUAAAUUAGAAUACGUAGUCAAUUACCUCAAAUACUGUGUUUUAUGGCGUAAAGUCCGGUGGCCAAAACCAGGAUCCUUGAGCCCAUUGUACGCCAUCUGUGUCGAGACCGAAAGGUUAGAGUUCGAAAAGUAGGUACCAUGACGAGUAGAGCGGGUUCAGCAAUCAGUACAUCCGUUUCGACAUCUCCACUAAAACAACAUAUGAUAAAUAUAAACAACUAACUUACCAUGUAUUUAUCGGCCAGUUCAGACUUUUUUUACAACUUCAUAAUCGACGAACAUUGCUGGCACGAAUAAGCCGGUGGGAGAAGAGAGUUGUCUAUUAUGAUCUGAAUAGCAGUGGUAUAUGCUUGCUCCUCUUGCACCGUGUUCCAUUUUUCGACCAUCCAAGACCAAAUAGAAAGAAAGAAUGAAAAGCCAUAAUGAAAAUGAAAAAAUAUGUGAAGCAAAAAUUUGCAUAGUUUUAUUUAUUCUCACCGUGGGGAACGAUUAUGCCUUUAUGAGUGGGGAACGAUUCUUCGAUUUUGUGGGAACGAUUUUGCAUGAGCGCCGAAUUUUUUAAAAUUUUGUAAAGAAUGGUAACAAAAAUCUAUUUUAAAAACGUUGUUUGUUUAUUAUUGAUGAUAUUUUACCUAAAAAAGGAAAAAUUGACACUUGCUGAAUCUAAAAUUUCAAAAAUUUCAAUGUUUUUAAAUUAUAAAAUUUUUAUAAAAAUUGAUGUUUUAGAUAACAAAAACCUAUUUUAAAAACGUUUUUUGUUAAAUUUUUAUGAUUAUUUAGCCAGCAAAGGCAAAAACGACACUUGCAACAGAAUGCCAAAAAUAGCGCGAAAAUUGAAUUUUAAAUUUUUAUUUUAAUUUUGACUUUUUCAGCAAUACACCAAGACUCAAUGUCCCAAAACGGCACGGAACGUUCCCAUUCAAUCACGUUUUCCCCUCCAAUAUUACAGCAAAAGCACAGUAACCCCAUCCAACCCGACCGUAACUCGACUCAAAGUAAUUCACUCAAACUGACACUUUCAAUGAGUAAUAACAUGGCCACGACCAUUGCCACGAAGCGACAAACCCCCAGAAGUCGGAUGCAGGUUCAGGUGAUUAAGAUGUUGGCGGUGGUUGUUAUCAUCUUUGCGGUUUGUUGGCUACCGUACCGAGCUAUGGUCAUGUAUAAUAGUUUUGUUGAUGAGGAAAAGGUUUUUACUAAGGCGUGGUAAGUUGGAGGGGUGGGGAUUAGAAGGUAUGGUAGGGUAGAGCAAGGGUGGGGAGGGUUAGUAGGGUAGGGUAGAGUAGGCCAAAGUAGGGUAGAGUAUGGUAGGUCAAGGUAGGGUAACAUUCUGUAAGUGAGACAAAUUUGAUUUUCAAAUUGUAACUUCAGGUACCUCUUCUUUGCCAAAACCCUGAUUUUCUUUAACUGUGCCAUCAACCCCAUCCUCUACAAUGUAAUGUCGGCUCGUUUCCGAAACGCCUUCAAGAGAUGUUUCUGUGGAGCCAGCGACAAAUCAAAGCCAACCAAGAAGUUUAACUCAGAAACCAAAUAUACAUCACGCGAUGAGAAGAGUCUAUUUCUGCCAAACAACUAUCAUCGUGAGUCUAUCUACUCGGCCGUCAAGCCUGACAAUCUACAUCAAGUUGUUUAA